AUGUAUACUAUGCUAUAGUUCUGUUAUUCAUCUUUCUUUUAUAUUUAAAGAAAAAUGGACCGAUUUAUGUGGACAAAUGGUCUCCUGGAGAUGAACGAAACUCUAGUAAUUCAACAAAGAGGAGUAAGACUUUACGACGGGGAAGACAAGGCUAAACUUGAUGUUGGAGGAGUUGUAUUAAGCACCCAUCGCCUUCUCUGGAGAGAUCAGAAUAAUCAUGAAUGCUGUAUUUGCAUCCCCUUGUCACAGGUCAUAUUCUUUGAGGAGCAAGCUGCAGGCAUUGGAAAGAGUGCCAAGAUUGUCAUUCACCUGCAUCCAGCCCCUGAAAACAAGGAACCAGGCCCUUACCAGCACAGCAAAUACUCUUACAUAAAGCUGUCCUUCAAGGAACAUGGACAGAUUGAGUUUUACAGACGUUUAACAGAAGAGAUGACUCAGAAACGAUGGGAAAAUACACCCGUCUCACAGCCCAUCCCCACUGGAACAGGACCCAAGGCAGGAAGGACACGUGCAGUGGGGAUUGUGGGUAUUGAGCGGAAGUUGGAGGAGAAAAGAAAAGAGACAGAUAAAAACAUAUCUGAGGCGUUUGAGGAUCUCAGUAAACUAAUGGAAAAGGCCAAAGAGAUGGUGGAGCUCUCCAGGUCCAUUGCCAACAAAAUCAAAGACAAACAGGGUGAUAUUACUGAAGAUGAGACUAUCCGCUUUAAGUCUUAUUUGCUGAGUAUGGGUAUAGCCAACCCAGUGACCCGGGAGACGCAUGGCUCUGGCACACAAUAUCACAUCCAGCUCGCCAAACAGCUGGGAGACAUGCUGCAGGCCCCACUGGAGGAGCGUGGAGGAAUGAUGGCCCUGACUGAAGUUUACUGUCUGGUGAACAGAGCCCGAGGGAUGGAGCUUCUCUCUCCAGAGGACCUGGUCAAUGCCUGCAAGAUAUUUGAGUCACUGAAGCUUCCCUUACGUUUGCGAGUGUUUGACAGCGGGGUGAUGGUGGUUCAGCUUCAGUCCCACAGCGAAGAGGAAAUGAUCGCCUCGGCUCUAGAUAACGUGUCUGAUAAAGGCUCACUCACAGCAGAAGAGUUUGCCAAGCUGCUGGGACUGUCAGUUCUCCUCGCUAAAGAAAGGUUGUUAUUAGCCGAAAAAAUGGGUCACUUGUGCCGAGACGAUUCAGUAGAAGGCCUGCGUUUUUAUCCCAACCUGUUCUGACGCAUGAGGCUGAUAUGUUAUCGAACCCAGCUGCCCCUCAGCUCCUGCUGGCCCCGAAUCCUUCUGUGAACUAGAUUAGAUCUCACUCUGGACACAAGUGGGCACCUAUUUUCCACUGUUUGUCAAUAGGGUCUUUCAUUGAAUGAUGGUUAAGGUACUUUUGUGUAUUACUGCAUCUGUUUGUUUGCUGUGCCCUGUGUGUAACCGAUUUAAUCUAUUCUACUGCCUUUAAUGGAAAAGGAGUGACAGAAAUGACCAUGCAGAGGAUUCAGUCGAUAUUGUGUGUGACUGCAGUUUGCUCAGUACUAUUAGAUUGUCUAUUAAAAUAUGUCGUUAUGCAUUGCAUAUAGAUCAGAAUUGAGAUAUAAACAUAGGAAAGAAGGCAUGAGGCCUUUAAAUGGCAAAAAUAAUCAGAAAAUUCAUUAGAACAUCAGCUAAUUGUUUGGCAGUCAGUGAGAGCAAUCUGUUUUGCAGUUAUUCAAAGUCUUCCUUGCUUUUUUUGAACAGUUGUGUAAAAAAAUAUAUACAUAUAUAUUUCUCUUUUUUU
Molecule: messenger RNA, 1750 nt
Organism: Danio rerio (zebrafish)
Lineage: Eukaryota; Metazoa; Chordata; Actinopteri; Cypriniformes; Danionidae
Gene: vps36
Product: vacuolar protein sorting 36 homolog
Biological process (GO): endosome transport via multivesicular body sorting pathway; protein transport to vacuole involved in ubiquitin-dependent protein catabolic process via the multivesicular body sorting pathway; animal gross anatomical part developmental process
Cellular component (GO): ESCRT II complex; late endosome membrane; endosome
Molecular function (GO): phosphatidylinositol-3-phosphate binding; ubiquitin binding
Source: RefSeq, marked provisional